This is a messenger RNA of Pygocentrus nattereri (red-bellied piranha), 1599 nucleotides long. It is a transcript of the gene rnf41l, whose product is annotated as ring finger protein 41, like. The transcript is spliced from 8 exons. NCBI's taxonomy places the organism in Eukaryota, Metazoa, Chordata, Actinopteri, Characiformes, Serrasalmidae. The record is from RefSeq and is a predicted model, not a curated record. Gene Ontology annotation, molecular function: zinc ion binding. Gene Ontology annotation, cellular component: plasma membrane signaling receptor complex. The coding region runs from base 214 to 1131 and encodes 305 amino acids. Gene Ontology annotation, biological process: regulation of canonical NF-kappaB signal transduction; protein K63-linked ubiquitination; tumor necrosis factor-mediated signaling pathway.
GCCAGUGCCCCGAGAUCUUUGUAUGACUCGAUAUAAACCGCAAAUAACGGGGAGAAGUUGAUUCUGACGAAUUUAUUACCCUUGUUUGAUGUUUGCUAAGGUCGAGCAGCUGGUGGCCUUGUAGUUCCUACGGCAACCCCACAAGCACACUGUCCUCAGCCACGUCUGAAGAGCAGCAAGAGAGAUAGAGUGUUCUUCACUUAUGCUGAAAGGAUGGGUUAUGAUGUAGAGCGCUUUGUGGGCUAUGUAAACGAGGGUCUGCUGUGCUGUGUGUGUCGGGAUGUGUUGGAGGAUCCACUGCAGGCUCCAUGCGAGCAUGCUUUCUGCAGCACCUGCAUUCAUGCCUGGCUUGUCCACCACCAUAACUGCCCUGAGGACCGGCUGCCAUUGGAUGUCACAAAUCUGCGGCCACUUUAUAGAUACAUGCGGAACGACUUGGCGAGACUCCAGGUGAGGUGUGUAUAUCGCCCACAGGGGUGUGAGGUCAUUUGUGCUCUGGAGUCCAUCCAUCGACAUGAACAGGACUGUGACUUUGCUCUGCUGAACUGUAGCAAUGCUGGUGAGGAGUACUUGUGUUACCGCUGUGGUAGGUUUACAUGUUGUCCGGUGCAGGUGUCUCGGCAUUCUCUGGAAGCGCACCUGUGUGUGUGUGAGUACCGCAACAGAAUGUGUGCGAGUGGCUGUGGGUACACACUAACCAGCACAGAAGAAGCUCAGCACAACUGCAUCUCUGAACUGCGAGCAGAACUGGACUUACUGAGGGCAGAGUUAGAUUGUAAGGUUGAAGAGGUGAGACAUGAGAUGGAGUCAUGGCUGGAUUCUCAAAGGAGGUACAUGGUGCAGAAAGAGAGUCUACUGAAGAAUGAGGUGGAUGAACUUAAGGGCCAGCUGUCCCGUGUGAUGUCAGAUGUCCGUGUGUUAUUGGGCGUAGAACGAGCUCGCAGGCAAGAACUGGAGAGAGCAGAGCUUGAGAAAGCAGAGUUGCUGGAGCUUCUGAAAAAGGAGGGUCUUAGGCCAGCCACUCCCACUCAGACAGCAACACCCCCGGCUGAGGGGCCUCGUAAGUCAAGUCCACGCAGCCUAGCUUUGGACUGCAUCAAGAGGAAGAGCAGGGAGGUCACGGUCAUCUGAAGCUGAGCUUUACACAACACAGAACCCACACACGACUGAAUAACCAGCAAGAGAAGCUAAUGUAAUCUGAGGGAUAACCUGCUCUUCCCCACAAAUCCUAUUCGUGCAGACCGAUACUCCUGACAAGUUACGUCGAACGCUAUUGAUCCUGCUAAUCUUCAGUGAGAGACUCACAAAGAGCUUCAGAGUAUUAAACAGCAGUUUAACACAGCAGCUUGAGAAGAAAUGGACUGACUUUAGAUAUUGCAGACAGAAGUACAUUUUAAAAGAUUUGAAACGUGUGGUUGAAAUUGUGUACGAGACAUUUUUAUAUAUUUCCUUGAAUUUUACAGAACAGAAUAAAUGAUACUCUCGUAUUUUACAAAGGAUCAAUGUGAAUGCCUUUGGCCUUUCUGUGAAAAUAAUAUAGCAUUUUAUUCUUCAGUGAGACUGUAAAGCUUAUGCUACAUAAAGCACAAAUAUCCUACA